CUGUCAGGAGUGUCUUUUCAGGAAUGGGGGCGGGCCGGGUGCCAUGAAGCCAGUGUGGGUUGUUACUCUUUGGUGGGCACUGCUGCUGGUGCGCAGGCUGGGGGCCACCAGGAAGGGAUACCCAGAAGAAGCCUCUUUCUACUACGGAACCUUCCCACUUGGCUUCUCCUGGGGCGUGGGCAGUUCUGCCUUCCAGACCGAGGGUGCCUGGGACCAGGACGGGAAAGGGCCCAGCAUCUGGGACACCUUCACGCACAGCGGGAAGGGGAAGGUGCUUGGGGAUGAGACAGCAGAUGUGGCUUGCGAUGGCUACUACAAGGUCCAG
This is a messenger RNA of Manis javanica (Malayan pangolin), 325 nucleotides long. NCBI's taxonomy places the organism in Eukaryota, Metazoa, Chordata, Mammalia, Pholidota, Manidae. The record is from RefSeq and is a predicted model, not a curated record.